AUGUCUCUCUACUAUGAGACGGCAGAUAUCCUAAUGCCGGCCGGUCCUGAGGCUGGAACAACGACACAGAGGUCAAGCAGCGGCAGCUUGAAGUCGAGAAUUUUCACCAAGAAGGGCCUCAAAUCACCAGCCGCCCAGGUCUUUGCACUGGCUACUGAAACAUGCAAAUGGAGCGAAGUCCUGAAAGAAGUCAUUGACAACGCGGAUCUACUGCGUCAUGAGCGAAAGCUCACCCCGGUUCUAGCAUUGCUCCUGGUUCAUGACUUCCUCCUUUCCAAGGGCGGAAUUACGCUGCCCCAGUCCCAUGGACUGAGGCAAGCUAUUGAGCGGCACAAGGCCAGGCUCACUUCAGAACUCACACGGGCUCGGCUGCGGAGGAAGAUGGCCUCACUCGAUGCUUUGAGGGUGCAGAUCAAGAGAGACGGCGAUCCCGAAGGUCGCCAUCCGCGAUGGGUUCGUGUCAAUGCUCUGAAAACGGACAUCGAGGAACAGCUCGAGUCCACGUUCAAAGACUUCGAGCGUGUGCUUUCCAUUGCCGCCGUGACCGCCACGGGCCCUUCGAACAAGUCCAUUUACCUCGACGACACCGUUCCCGGUCUCGUAGCGGUCUCACCAGGCAUCGACCUCACCAAAACGAAGGCCUACAAAGCGGGCCAAAUCAUCCUGCAGGACAAGGCAUCGUGCUUUCCUGCCUACCUCCUGGAUCCGCAUGCCGAAGACGGCGACGUGAUUGAUUCCUGCGCAGCCCCCGGGAACAAGACCACACACUUGGCAGCUAUCACCCACUCACAUAGGCCGGAGGAAUCUGCCCCGCGGCAGACCAUCUUUGCAUUCGAGAGGGACGAGAGGCGCGCAAAGACGCUGGAGAAAAUGGUCAAAACUGCAGGCAGCGAAGGGAUGACGACUAUCGGUCUCGGUCAAGACUUUCUCGAAGUAGACCCGCAAGGCCCUCUUUACAGGAACGUCGGCGCCCUUCUACUCGACCCUAGUUGCUCGGGCAGCGGCAUCGUCGGGCGGGACGUAACCCCAGAGCUACAUUUGCCCGGAAGACCCCCGCCACCCGGUGCCAAAGGUGCCCCCAAGAAGAAACUGAAACUUCCCAAGCCAGACGGCAAAGACCGCAAGCGCAAGCGGGACGCCGACGACGAAGCGAAACCUGUCCUCAUCGACGACGACGGGAACGCCACUGUGGUCUCCUCGGAGCAAGAUUUGCAGAAACGCCUCCAAUCGUUAUCGUCCUUCCAGCUCACCUUGCUCCUCCACGCGAUGAAGUUCCCUUCGGCGCGGAAAAUCACUUAUUCGACAUGCUCCGUCCAUGCGGAGGAGAAUGAGCAGGUGGUCGUCAAGGCCUUGCGUUCCGAAGUGGCCCGCGAGGCCGGGUGGCGGAUCCUCCCCCGGGCCAAACAGGUCCGGGGCAUGCGGGAGUGGCCUGUUCGCGGCGUGCUCGAAGCCUCUGAUGGUGACCAGGAAGUUGCGGAAGCCUGUGUCAGAGCCAAGCAGGGCGAUGGUCGGGGUGUCAUGGGAUUCUUCGUGGCGGCCUUUGAGAGGGACGUGGUGCCGCCGGCGCCGGCGGAGGGCGAGUCGAAGCUCUUUGCCAGCGAGGACGGACCGUAUCUGCGGGAUGACGAAGGUAUGAUGGUGCGAGACGUGACGGGGAUGCCGGUGCUUAAAUCGACGGGGCGGCCUGUAGCCCUACCAGGGGCGAUGCAUUUGAACGCUCUUGAGGGACAGCAAGGUGAAGGGCACGAGCACGACGAGUCGAGCGACGAUCAUGACUAUGAGGACGAGAGUCCCUCGAAAGCGAGCUCGGAUUCUGAGGGGAGCGAGGGUGACGAGUGGGGGGGUAUCGACGAUCGAAAAAACGAGAAGUAA
Sodiomyces alkalinus F11 is the source of this 1872-nucleotide messenger RNA. Its product is annotated as S-adenosyl-L-methionine-dependent methyltransferase. The transcript has 2 exons. Gene Ontology annotation, cellular component: nucleolus. Gene Ontology annotation, molecular function: methyltransferase activity. NCBI's taxonomy places the organism in Eukaryota, Fungi, Ascomycota, Sordariomycetes, Glomerellales, Plectosphaerellaceae. Bases 1 to 1872 code for a protein of 623 amino acids. The record is from RefSeq and is a predicted model, not a curated record. Gene Ontology annotation, biological process: rRNA base methylation.